Messenger RNA from Triplophysa rosa, 2459 nucleotides. Its product is annotated as PWWP domain-containing DNA repair factor 3B. The record is from RefSeq and is a predicted model, not a curated record. The coding region runs from base 260 to 2323 and encodes 687 amino acids. The transcript has 13 exons. Lineage: Eukaryota; Metazoa; Chordata; Actinopteri; Cypriniformes; Nemacheilidae.
GGAAAUGUGUGUGAUCGAACAUGUGAAUUGCGCAAAACAACAAACAAACAUGCACACACGAGCAAAACAAGACAAGGGCAUGUUGAGUUUUGAGGAGAUCGGAUGAUGAGGGGAGGGAAGAGCGCGCCACACAACUUCCGGAUUCAAAACCGAUCAACUGCACGCAGCUCGCGCGAUGUAAACAAGACAAUCCAAUGACCCGUCCAAACAAAACCGACCACAGUUCUGCCAUUGUGCUGAGACAGCAGUCGCCGCAGGAAUGAGUUCCUCAGAUGACAACGUCGCUUCACAUCGUCGAAGGAACCCUCACAGGACCUGUCGGCUCAUUGUUGAAGAACCGGACAAAUCCCACACACCUGCUUCAGUUGACAAAGUUUCCGUUUUGCAUAGUUACAAAAACAAAAAGACGGCAGAUUUGCAUCCUGCCAGAUCACGUGGGUUACGCAAAACCAGGAAUGACAAGCAGAAGCCUCAAGCAGUCAGUCGAAGUGCCUGUCCUGAAAGUUUACCAAAGUCUACACUUCAAGUAAGAUGCGUAAAUGGACACGUGUCUCCAACUUCGCAUGAACCCGAGCCGAAAAAUCGCCCCAAACCCAAAUACCCAGCAAAGACUACGAAAAGAUCUCGCAAGGGAAGAACAAAAUCAGAUGUUGAACCUUGUGAGAAGGCUGACGUUCCCACUUCAGAUGAUGUAGCUUGUUUUGAAAGACUGGAAAAUUCAGAACCCGCUGCAGAAUGGCAAAAAACUGGCCAAACAAAACGGACAUGUUCUACAAAAGUUUCUCCAGGACUUUCCACAUGCGCUGCAUUAACUCCUCAAAAGCAGAAAAUCUCCCGUCACACUAAAAAUGAUCGUAGUCCCAGUCCACACACACCAAAACGGAUCCAUCCCCGUCCUCUUCUCAGCUCCACACCAAACCUCAAAUCUCUAAAUCGAGCAGACAGUACUUGCUCACCGUGUCAUCAGGACGUCACGCAGUCGAGUCCCGUAAAGCUGUCUUCCCCAGACGUCAAGCCAUUAAGAAAGUGCAGAACCCAGAGGCUCCUGACAGCGGAGAGGCCAGCGGGUCACAAGAAAAGAAUUGUCCAGGAGCGUCCAGGUUCAUCUCGCACACCAAAACGCAGCAGGAAGAGUGAAAGCUUGUUAACAGAAUCUCCUCAGAAGGAGCCCUCGGUUGAGACGAGUCCUACCAGUACAACGGAGGAUCUGGCAGAUCCGAGCGUGUCCUCUGACCUCUCCAUCGAGCUGAGCCUGCAGGAGGAGCUCCAGCCUUUCUAUCACUCUCUGUCCCUGCAGGAGGAGGAUCAGGAUAACGAGGAGGAGGAGCUUCCCAGUUUCUUGCAGGACAACAAAAAGCCUUCGUCAAUCUCGGAGGGGCUUUGUGUGUGGUGCAAACUGAGGAAAUACCCCUACUGGCCGGCAGUGGUUAAAAGUGUCAAUCACAAAAUCAAAAAGGCCAGCAUCGUCUUUAUUGAUGGCUACAUAAUUGACCAGAAGAGAAACAAAAAAGGGUUUUCUGUGUCAAUGCGGACCCUAAAGCCCUUUAACUGUGAAGACUAUAACUUACUUGUGGACAUAGCAAAGGCAAAGUACGGCAGUGCCUUAACCUGGUCUCUGGAGCUGAUAUCGGACUAUAAAAUUCGAAUUGGAUGUGGCUCCUUCGUUGGUUCCCUUAUAGAAUACUGUGCUGCUGACAUCAGUUGCCCAGUGAGGAGGAAAUACACAGAGGGGACGUCUGUUCUGACCUUCCCCAGUCAAGAGAUCCUAAGUGAACAGAAUCACGAUUUCAAUAAUUCUGAGGACAUCGUUUUGCCAGAACACGAUGAUCUCUCAAAGAAAGUGCUGCCGGACCGUGCCAAAGCUGCGCGGAAUCGCGCCAACGUCCACCUCGUUGACUUCAUUGUCAAUAGGCGAAAAGUCGAAAACCGCUUGCUGGCAGUAAUUAACGGCGAUGAAUCAUCUCAAUGGAUGCGAGCCCUCCAGAAGCCCACCCGCCAAUGGGUCGACGUGUACCUGGAAGACGAGGAGCAGGUGGAUAAAGUGUACCGUUACCUGAACGAGGUGUGUGACAGCUCUCCGCAUAUAAACACCUGUCUGGAGAGAAUCCAGGCCGACCGGAUCAGUUUUAUUCUGGAUGUGCUUCUGCCUGAGGCAAUUAUCCACGCCAUCGCUGGAGUCCACAAGCUGUCUCUGGAGAAAGCCGAGGAGAAAUAUCGCAGCGGGCCGUGCUUCAGUAACAGAGAAAGACAAGAGUUCGACAUGAUGAUUGAACAACAGAUGAAGCUCAAGGAAAUCACACUGCCUCGAAAAGAAAAAGUCUAAAAACAAAACAAGUAUUUUAAAGAAACACGGAAAAAAUCUCUUUGGACAGCACUUAAUCAUUUUAUACAAGACAUUAAAUACAGAUUGCUUUUGCCAAAUAAUUAGGUUUUGCAAAUAAACUAAAUGUAUUUUAUAA